GUAUGAGCUGCUUGGAAGUAACAGGCGGAGGAAUCUCGUCAGGGAACGUGUCUCCUCCGAACAGCGUGUGCGGUGACCUGCAAACACGAACCCCCGAUUCUCCGGGAAAAGCAGAAGCGAAUUGCACGGUCUGUGUAAACCACCUCAGCUACACUGUCAGUGAGAGAGUUGGCCCUUGGUGGGAUCUACAGUUGUACCUUAAAAAGUGGACAAGGCAUAUCCUGAAGGAUGUUUCAUUUUAUGUGGAAAGUGGACAACUUAUGGGAAUUUUAGGAAAUUCUGGGUCUGGGAAGACUACUCUAUUGGAUGCAAUUGCAGGAAGAUUAUGUGGGCCACCAAACCUAAUUGGUGAUGUGUAUGUGAAUGGGUGCAAACUUAAAAAGGAAGAUUUUCACAACUGCUUUUCCUAUGUCUUACAGAGUGACAAUUUACUCAGUUACCUUACAGUAGAGGAAACACUGAUGUACACAGCUUUGCUCACACUUUGUGGAAAUACUAAUGCCAUCAAAAAGAAGGUGAAAUCUGUCAUGUUAGAGCUUAGCCUAGGCCACAUAGCCAAUCAUGUGAUUGGUGGCCGUGUGUUUCGAGGAAUUUCAGGUGGCGAAAGACGUCGGGUCUCUAUUGCAGCGCAGCUUCUCCAAGAUCCCAAAGUCAUCUUACUUGAUGAACCAACCACAGGUCUCGAUAGUAUGACGUCCAACCAGAUUAUUGGUUUACUUUCAGAACUAGCUCACAAAAAUCGAAUAGUCAUCCUAUCAAUUCAUCAACCGAGGUCAGAGCUUUUCAAGUUGUUUGACAGGAUUGCCAUAAUGAGCUGUGGAGAGUUGGUGUUUUGUGGUGGAACUGAAGAUAUGGUAGAAUUUUUUAGCAGUUGUGGCUACCAGUGUCCUGAAUACUGCAACCCAUUUGAUUUGUACGUGGACCUGACAUCUGUUGACACCAGAAGUAGAGAGCGGGAAAUUGAAACCUACAGCAGAGUUCAAGAAAUUUUAUCAUCAUAUCGAAAUUCAAGAAUAUUUAACAAUGUUCUGGUGAAUAUUAAUGCUGCAGAGAAAACAAAACAGUCAACAUCCAUUCCUUUCAAGAACACAGCUUCUCCAAGCACACUCUUUAAACUUUGGAUACUAAUCAGGCGAAUUGUAAGGAAUUUAUCAAGAAACAAGACUGGGAUAUUAAUGCGACUGUCCCAAAAUCUGCUGUAUGGCUUGUUUGUUGUGUUUUUCCUGAUGAAGCUGAAUAGUGAUCCAUCAAAAGGUGCAGUGCAAGACCGAGUUGGAAUCAUCUACCAAAGCGUAGGUGCCUCACCCUAUACUGGAAUGCUGAAUGCUGUUGCUUUAUACCCUUCAUUACGUUCAAUCGGUGACCAGGAAAGUUCAGAUGGUAUUUAUCAGAAAUGGUUGAUGUUGAUGGCCUACAUCAUUCACAUCCUUCCCUUCAGCAUCAUCAGUGUGGCUAUUUACAGCAUUUUUGUUUACUGGACCUUGGGAAUGUAUCCAUUGUGGGAGCGGUUUGGAUGUUUCUUUGCUGCACUCAUAGUGCCACAUCUAGUUGGUGAACUUCUGACGCUGAUUCUACUUGGUGUUGUUCAGAAUCCAAAUAUAGUUAAUAGUGCAGUAGCUUUAAUUAAUGUAGCAGGAAUUCUGGUGGGAUCAGGUUUCCUAAGGAGUGCAGAAGAAAUGCCCAAACUAUUUCGCUGGCUGAGUUACCUCACAUUUCAGAAAUAUGGAGUGGAAGUCCUGAUGGUUAAUGAAUUUUAUGGUUUAAAUUUUACAUGUGGGAAUGGUGCACAGUCAUCUCCUAACACCACAAGUGCUUCUUGCUGGUUUACCCAAGGGAUUCAGUAUCUUGAUGUUAUAUACCCAGGGGCACCUCACAGAUUUGUGUUUGAUUUUCUAAUGCUGUACGCUUUCUUGCCUGCUCUAGUUAUCCUUGGCAUUAUUAGUUUUAAGAUUCGAGAUUCAGUAACGCAAUGGUAAUGAGAACAAUGAUAUGGGACUUGAAAUGUAUACACUCCUCAAAGGAUGUGAGGAAAUAGGUUCAAAUUUAAAGUUUUCUUUCCAUGUGAUCAAUUCCUCCUUCUUUACUCCUUACCUGCUGGAUAUGGUUCCCUCCCACACUUUAUCUGUAUUACAAGUUUACAUUUUAACGCAGCUGGCACCAUAGCCUAGGCAAAGUUAAUCCACUUCUCAAUCAUGCAUUGGCUGGCAGGAUAAAGAAAAAGCAAGAAUCCUGACUGAUACCUUUCCUUCUCCUGAGAGUAAUUAUUGCUAUCUUUUUGCCACUUCAGGUAAGAUCUGGUAACUCAGAUAUUGGAUAUUCUUGUCCCAUGUGGAUUAGCUGUUUAAUGGGCAAACUUUCCUAACUAUGAGAAGGAGAAAGAAGAGCACAUAGGUUUAACAAUUUAUUUGAACUUGAUCCACAGACAUGAAACUGGGACCAUAAGUCAUUUUAAAUAAAAAGCAAUCAGUGAACUUUGAUAAGAGUUUACAAAAAUAAACUUUGAACGUUUAUUUAGGCAGCCAAAGAUGAUAGUGCACUGGCCACGGAGAGAUUGUAUGCUACAAGUAGACUGGGUAGAGAGACAUUUACAGCAUAAAAUAUUAAGUUAAAGUGGAUAGUGGUUGUGCUAGAUAUUUCCAUUCCUACCCAUAUAUUUCAAAACAUGCCUGAUUUAUCAGCUAAGAUUAAAAUGUUUUAGGCAAUUUGUAUCAAGAAACCCAUUUUCAAACAUGAAAAACAAAGACCUGCUGAAUGUUUCCACCAUUUCUAAAUGUUUUGUGGCUCAUGACAGUGGAUGGCACUUUGAUAUCACAGAAAUAAAGGUACUAUUUGCACAUACUUUUUAACAAAGAUUUGUCAUAUUGCUUUCAAUCUAAAUCUUUAUGUUGUAUGCUGAUUUUUAAUUAUUGGUACCAUAUUCACUGAAUAAGUUGUUUUGAAAAUAAGUUUCUGAACAAAGCAAAGCUAAACCUGAUUUUCAUUUUGUUCCAAUUAUGUAGUAAUGAGUUAUUAAGAAAUUAUAAAUUUGUAAAAAUAGGAAAUAAAUCUCCAUUAUCAUAAAAAAUAUUUUGGCACAUUU
Messenger RNA from Pristis pectinata (smalltooth sawfish), 3079 nucleotides. It is a transcript of the gene abcg5, whose product is annotated as ATP-binding cassette, sub-family G (WHITE), member 5. Gene Ontology annotation, molecular function: ATP hydrolysis activity; ATP binding; ABC-type transporter activity. NCBI's taxonomy places the organism in Eukaryota, Metazoa, Chordata, Chondrichthyes, Rhinopristiformes, Pristidae. The transcript has 13 exons. The record is from RefSeq and is a predicted model, not a curated record. Gene Ontology annotation, biological process: cholesterol homeostasis. Gene Ontology annotation, cellular component: plasma membrane. The coding region runs from base 3 to 1976 and encodes 657 amino acids.